AUUGCAAUCAUUUGACGUAAUGUUUGAAAUGAGUAUCACUUUUGAAUAAUUUGAUGAAAACGUAAUGUUUUGAUAAUUUAAAGACAAUUAGAUGUUUGGAUCCAAUCGGUGAUGGAGUCGAUGACAAAUACAAGUGGGCGUCGAUCGGGCACUGGAUUAGGUCAACAACACGAGUAUCUGCUUUCGGGAAGCAUUUUAGACGACUCUUGUGAACAAUUGUUGCAUAAAUUGCGCGGAUUUUGUGAUAACUGUGACUCCAGUGCCGAACCAUUUCAAGACCACGAAAUGGUGUUCACUAUUAGAGCACCCAAUGGUACCAACACUUCACUACGGGUCAGGAAAUCAUUGGAUGUACCCAACAAUCCAUACCAUUUGAGAUAUUUAGGACAACAAGAAUUGGGAGACAAAAAUAGGGCAACAAUUGUCCGCAAUUGCAUCGAUUGCAGCACUUCAUCAGAUUGUGUCCAAUUUCUUCAAGAAAUGGGUUUUAAAUUGGAUUACGAGUUUGUCCUCAAAGGAUAUAUGUUCCGAAAGGGACGAAUGAAAGUAAUUGUGGCCAAACUCUUCAAAACUCAACCUCACGUCGGACCCGACGCUCUCGAGGCUAUCUCGCGAUCAUAUUUGGUUGAACUCAGUGUCAACGCACCCGCAGGUCAGGAGGGAAUUGCCGAUGAAAUGAAGGCAUUCUCCGAUUCACUUAAACCACUCGUCAUUUUAGACAAAGUCGACACAAGAAGACUACAGUCUGUCUGAACUGUCAUUUGACGUAUAUUUCAAUUAUCAUUC
Molecule: messenger RNA, 786 nt
Organism: Oppia nitens
Lineage: Eukaryota; Metazoa; Arthropoda; Arachnida; Sarcoptiformes; Oppiidae
Gene: MED18
Product: mediator of RNA polymerase II transcription subunit 18-like
Exons: 1
Coding region: 112-753 (213 amino acids)
Biological process (GO): termination of RNA polymerase II transcription; regulation of transcription by RNA polymerase II
Cellular component (GO): mediator complex; core mediator complex
Molecular function (GO): transcription coregulator activity
Source: RefSeq, a predicted model, not a curated record